AUGACAUCCGCGGAACAAGUACCACAAACUUAUGAAGACGUUGAGCGCUUGCUAGCAAACGACCUGCGCGUCAAGAUUGCCGGGGCAGACGUGGACGGCAUUCUUCGCGGGAAGGUGCUAGCCAAGAGUAAAUUCUUAUCAACUUUGAAAGAAGGCUUUGGCUUUUGUAGUAUUAUAUUCGGUUGGGACAUGCAUGAUCGAACUUAUACGGAAGACUUGGACGUGUCAAAUCCCGAGAAUGGUUUUUCUGACCUUUUGGCAAAAGUCGACAUUUCAACAUAUCGUCGCAUUCCGUGGGAAAAAAAUAUUCCAUUCUUCCUGGUGUCAUUUUACAAUCCUGCAACGAAAGAGCCUCUUCAUGCUUGUCCGAGAGGCUUACUGAAGACUGUUGUACAGAAGUAUCAUGACUUGGGACUGGAACCUAUGUGUGGAGCUGAAUUUGAAUUCUUCAACUUUAAAGAGACGCCCGAGACACUCGCUGCAAAGGACCACGUAUCGCCACAACCAUUGACACCAGGAAUGUUCGGAUAUAGUUUAUCCCGACCAACAUCGAACCAAGGCUUCUUCUAUGACAUUUUAGACGAAUGCAACAAGUUUGGCGUCUCAAUUGAAGGUCUCCACACAGAAACAGGGCCAGGCGUUUAUGAAGCAGCGCUGGCAUAUUCUGCAGCCCUAAAAAUGGCCGAUAUGGCCACUCUGUUUAAAUUGGCCGUCAAGCAAAUCGGCAUUCUCCGUUACAAAGUCAUGCCUACCUUUAUGGCUAAACCAAACCACAACUUGCCAGGAUGCUCGGGUCAUCUGCAUUUCUCUUUGAAGCACAUGGAUACAGGCAAGAAUGCGUUCACAAAAAUUGUCAAUGAUCAGACUAAGCCAGACCCUGCGCAAAAGUUCAACGAGAUUCUAGAAAAUGAAUGGGAAGAUACGAAAAACGUGAGCGAGACAAUGAAAUACUUUAUCGCGGGUGUUUUGACUGGAUUACCAAGUAUCAUGCCAUUAUUGGCACCAACUGUAAACAGCUACAAACGCCUCGUGGAAAGUUAUUGGGCACCCGUAAACGUAUCCUGGGGUUUCGAGAACCGCAUCGCAGCAAUUCGGGUCAUAGCUCCGCCAACAAGUUCUCCAUCUGCAACACGAAUAGAAUUGCGCGUGCCGGGUGCUGACAUUAACCCGUAUCUUGCCAUUGCUGCUACUUUGGCUAGUGGACUGUACGGUAUUGAGAAUCAACUGCAGAUUCCUGUUCCGCCCGUCUCCUAUGCAAAGAACCAAAAAGCCGAAAAGUCUUUAAGUCAGCAUGAAGGGAAUAGAUUGUCCAAGACAUUGCAAGAGGCAACCCUCAUUAUGAUGAAAAAGGAUUCGAUUGCGCGGAAGGUUCUGGGUGAUCGCUUUGUUGAUCAUUUUGGUAAGAGUCGGUUGCAUGAGUGGAGGUUAUGGGAGACCAGUGUGACGAACUGGGAAAUAAAGCGCUACUUUGAGACUGUCUGA
Molecule: messenger RNA, 1482 nt
Organism: Paraglomus brasilianum
Lineage: Eukaryota; Fungi; Glomeromycota; Glomeromycetes; Paraglomerales; Paraglomeraceae
Source: the annotation of a GenBank genome assembly